Molecule: messenger RNA, 1117 nt
Organism: Puntigrus tetrazona (Sumatra barb)
Lineage: Eukaryota; Metazoa; Chordata; Actinopteri; Cypriniformes; Cyprinidae
Gene: cdx4
Product: caudal type homeobox 4
Exons: 3
Coding region: 175-990 (271 amino acids)
Biological process (GO): regulation of transcription by RNA polymerase II; cell differentiation; animal organ morphogenesis
Cellular component (GO): nucleus
Molecular function (GO): DNA-binding transcription factor activity, RNA polymerase II-specific; RNA polymerase II transcription regulatory region sequence-specific DNA binding
Source: RefSeq, a predicted model, not a curated record
UUGAAGCACGUCAAGGACUACGUCGCGUGACCCGGAGAUCGUUUUGGACUAUACCACGCUUGAGUAAAAAAAAAAAAAAGAAAAAGUCGGGCCUCGGUUUCGAGAGAUAUUUGGGCUUGAUGCAUGGCUGGCAUGUUGCCUUAAAAAAGUCUUUUUAGGGGUUUCUUUCGAAUCAUGUACGUUGGAUACCUUUUGGAGAAAGAGGGAAGCAUGUAUCACCAAGGAGCCGUGCGAAGAUCAGGCAUCAGUCUUCCACCACAAAAUUUUGUCUCCACGCCUCAGUAUUCAGAUUUCACAGGAUACCAUCAUGUGCCCAACAUGGACACACACGCGCAGUCAGCGGGGGCGUGGGGCUCUCCGUACGGCGCGCCGAGAGAGGACUGGGGCGCCUACAGCCUGGGACCUCCAAACACUAUUUCUGCACCUAUGAGCAGUUCAUCCCCGGGACAGGUUUCCUACUGCUCCUCAGAUUAUAAUGCCAUGCACGGCCCGGGAUCAGCUGUGCUGCCUCCGCCGCCUGAAAACAUUUCCGUGGGCCAACUUUCGCCCGAGAGGGAAAGACGCAACUCCUAUCAGUGGAUGAGCAAAACCGUGCAGUCCUCAUCAACCGGCAAAACGAGAACGAAGGAGAAAUAUCGAGUGGUGUACACAGACCACCAGAGGCUGGAGCUGGAGAAGGAGUUUCAUUUUAACCGCUACAUCACAAUCAGAAGAAAAUCAGAGCUGGCAGUAAACCUCGGGCUUUCAGAAAGACAGGUGAAGAUCUGGUUUCAGAACCGCAGAGCCAAGGAAAGGAAAUUAAUCAAAAAGAAAAUGGGUCAGUCUGACGGCAGCGGAGGGUCGGUCCACAGCGACCCCGGUUCCGUCAGUCCUCUACCGGUGCAAGGCUCGCUGAGUCCGUCAGACAUACACGGAUCUCUGUACCCGCCCCCAGGAAUGAACGCCUUACCAUCCAUGAGGAACAUACAGCAAGUUACUGUCACUCAGUGAACUCGAACUUGAAAGAUCCAACUUUAACUGAGCACUCCAACACGCUGAAAGGACCGAACCGAGGCGGAUUACGAACUAUAUCACACGACGGGCGUCGAGGCGCGCGCGCGCGUUGCGGAUCGCAACA